Scutellospora calospora is the source of this 345-nucleotide messenger RNA. NCBI's taxonomy places the organism in Eukaryota, Fungi, Glomeromycota, Glomeromycetes, Diversisporales, Gigasporaceae. The record is from the annotation of a GenBank genome assembly.
AUGCCAAAUUUUGAAAUUAAAGAUGUCAUAUUAGAAAAUAAAUACGUUCCUUCUCCAUAUACUAGUAAAGUUAUUGCUAAUAAAAUUUCUAAAAGUAUUGAAGCUUGGAAUCUUGGACAUCGCAUAACAUCAAUUACUACUGACAAUGGGUUAAAUAUGGUUGUAGCUUUCCUCUUAUUGAACCAAAAAGAUAGAUGUGAUGAGAUUAAACAUCUUCCUUGCAUAGCCUAUACUCUUCAAUUAGCAAUCAGAAAGGGACUUGCAUCAGCUGAAAUCUUAGUAGUACAUACAAGAAGAUUAAUUCAAUUUUUUCAAUCUCCAAAACAGAUAGAAAAGUUAGAGUAG